Hemibagrus wyckioides is the source of this 864-nucleotide messenger RNA. It is a transcript of the gene epgn, whose product is annotated as epithelial mitogen homolog (mouse). Bases 139 to 597 code for a protein of 152 amino acids. Gene Ontology annotation, biological process: epidermal growth factor receptor signaling pathway; positive regulation of mitotic nuclear division; positive regulation of cell population proliferation. NCBI's taxonomy places the organism in Eukaryota, Metazoa, Chordata, Actinopteri, Siluriformes, Bagridae. The record is from RefSeq and is a predicted model, not a curated record. The transcript is spliced from 5 exons.
CUAGAGCAGAGGCAGACUGAGAGAAACGCUACACUCUUUUACUGAUAUUAUUUUACUUUAUCUAUUACUUUAUUUAAUUAAUUAAUUGUUAUUGUAGGUGAAAAUUGUAAGGAAUUGUGUUUUUUUAGAACUAAGAAGAUGUCACAGUGUGUAUCUUUGUGUUUUGCUCUAGCAUCGGUCACACUGCUUCACAGCCGGACAGUGGAAUGUGCAGGGACGGGGCUAACACUGAUGCUCAACAAAACCCAAACCCUCAACAUCACCUCCAACUUCACAUACAGUGAGCCCCUGGUUCUCCCUGUUCACAGGCCCUGCUCAGGUGAACAUGAGAGUUUGUGUAUCCAUGGACUCUGUUCUUAUCCUGAAAACAUAAACAACCCCUACUGCACGUGUUACCCUGGGUAUCUUGGUACACGUUGUGAACAUAAGAACCUAACGGGAAACGUGUUCAUGUUGGACAGCCUGGAGGAAGUGAUCGCUUUGGUGUGUGGACUGAUUUUUCUGCUGGUCUGCGUGUCGGUGCUCAGCUACUGCUGCUACAGGAAGUGGGGCAGUAAACCAGCUCCUCCAUACACAAACCAGCAGAACAGUGUGUGAGAGUGACUGAGGGCAGCGGAGAGAGCUGGGAAAUGGAACACAGCAGAGGGGUCACUCCCCCUGAUGGUCACUUACAGAACUGCACAGGUUCCACAAACACCAAGUGCACUACUGAAAAGAACCCUUACUAACUCAUUAUUUAAACAAACACAGACACAACGUUCCCUUCAGCUCACAACGGAACUCUGAACAAGGGAACUGAAAAAUAAAUAAAUAAUUAUUCUAGAAGAAAUAGAACAAUUAAAAGAUGAAGUGAGGAGCACUGAC